This is a messenger RNA of Microtus oregoni (creeping vole), 1447 nucleotides long. It is a transcript of the gene Rxylt1, whose product is annotated as ribitol xylosyltransferase 1. Gene Ontology annotation, molecular function: ribitol beta-1,4-xylosyltransferase activity. The record is from RefSeq and is a predicted model, not a curated record. Bases 83 to 1414 code for a protein of 443 amino acids. Gene Ontology annotation, cellular component: Golgi apparatus. NCBI's taxonomy places the organism in Eukaryota, Metazoa, Chordata, Mammalia, Rodentia, Cricetidae. Gene Ontology annotation, biological process: protein O-linked glycosylation via mannose. The transcript has 6 exons.
ACCGCCGGCGGCGAGCCUGAGCCCGGCUUUUCCUAAGGCCCGGGAGUGCGGCGAGGACGCCGGGACCGGAAGCAGCAGUGGGAUGCGGCUGACGCGGACGCGCCUGUGCUCGCUGCUCGUCGCCCUGUACUGCCUCUUCUCCAUCUACGCCGCCUACCACGUCUUCUUCGGGCGCCGUCGUCGGGCGCCGGUCGGGACCCCCCGGGGCUCCAGGAAAGCGGGAGCGCAGGCGAAGGAGAGGCGCGGCCGAGAGCAGUCUGUCCUGGAGAGUGAAGAAUGGAAUCCGUGGGAAGGAGAUGAAAAAAGCGAGCAGCAACAAAGAAUUAAAAGUGGCCUGCAGAUAUUAAAUAAAUCCACCAAAGAAAAAGUAGAGCACAGGGUACAGAUCUGGGGAAAAGCUGCCAUUGGUCUGUAUCUCUGGGAACACAUUUUUGAAGGCACUCUUGAUCCCGCUGAUGUGACUGCUCAAUGGAGGGAAGGACAGUCAGUUGUAGGAAGAACACAUUACAGUUUCAUCACUGGCCCAGCUGUAGUUCCAGGCUACUUCUCCAUAGAUGUGGACAACGUGGUUCUUGUUUUAAAUGGAAGAGAAAAAACAAAGAUCUUCCACGCCACCCAGUGGUUACUUUACGCACAGAACUUAAUGCAAACCCAAAAGCUGCAGCAUCUGGCUGUUGUUUUGCUGGGAAAUGAGCAGUGUGAUAAUGACUGGAUAAUGCAGUUCCUCAAAAGAAACGGAGGCUUUGUGGACCUGCUUUUCAUAACAUACGACAGCCCCUGGAUUAACGGUGCAGAUGUUCUCCAGUGGCCUUUAGGUGUAGCAACAUACAGGAAGUUUCCUGUGGUUGAAGCCAGCUGGUCGAUGCUCCAUGAUGAGAGGCCCUAUGUAUGUAAUUUCUUAGGAACUAUCUAUGAAAAUUCAUCAAGACAAGCACUGAUGAACAUUUUGAAACAAGAUGGAAGUGAUCAACUUUGUUGGGUUUCUGCAAGGGAACAGUGGCAGCCUCAGGAGACAAAUGAAAGUCUUAAGAAUUACCAGGAUGCUUUGCUUCAGAGUGACCUCACAUUGUGUCCUGUAGGAGUGAACACAGAAUGUUAUAGAAUAUAUGAGGCCUGCUCCUUUGGUUCCAUCCCUGUGGUAGAAGAUGUCAUGACAGCUGGCCACUGUGGAAACACAUCCAGUCACCACAGCGCCCCUCUGCAGCUGCUCAAAGCCAUGGGUGCUCCCUUUAUCUUCAUCAAGAACUGGAAGGAGCUUCCUGCUAUUUUAGAAAAGGAGAAGACUAUAAUUUUACAAGAAAAAGUUCAAAGAAGGAAAAUGCUACUUCAGUGGUACCAACACUUCAAAGCAGAGCUGAAGUGGAAAUUUAUUAAUACUUUAGAAAAUUCUUUUUUUAUGAAUAAUAAAGGUUAAUCAUAUCUAAGUGUGUGCUUAUAAGUGUGUAUA